AUGGAAGGACAGCAGACUGAGACCCAGGACAACAAUGACCCCAUCUUCGCCGAUCUCGGAGCCGAUGAGGGACCCACGCGCAUCGAGAGCCUCUGCAUGAACUGCCACGAGAACGGCAUGACCAAUCUCCUUCUCACCAAGAUCCCCUCGUUCAAGGAGAUAAUCCUCAUGUCCUUCCAUUGCAAGCACUGCGGCUUCCGUAACAACGAGAUCCAAUUCGGCGGUUCCAUCGCCGAACGGGGCUGCAUCUACAAGCUGGUGGUCACCGACAAGGGCGAUCUCAACCGCCAGGUGGUGAAAUCGGAUGCAGCCAGCAUCUACAUUCCGGAAUUGGAUUUCGAGAUUCCGCCAUUGACCCAGAAGGGAACGCUCAACACGAUCGAGGGAUUCCUGAUGCAGGCCAUCGAGGGUCUCAACCAGGGCCAGGAGGAGCGAAGGGCAGCGGCACCCAAUGUGGCGGCCCAAAUCGACGCUUUCACCGCCAAGCUCGAGGAGCUCAAGCACGGAGGCAAGAAGUUCACCUUCAUCAUCGACGAUCCUGCCGGCAAUUCGUUCGUCGAGAACCCGUCCGCCCCCGCUGCCGACCCCAACCUCACCAUCACCCACUACGAGCGCAACCGCGAACAGAACCGUGCUCUCGGCAUCUCGCAGGCACGGCGAGGACGAAGAGGAGGAGAGGAGGAGGAGGAAGGCCAGAAGGAGGCGAAGAAGAGUGGCGGCGGUGGACUCCUGUCCGGUGCCGAUGCCGAGGCGCUGGUCAAGCGCGCGGAGGAAGGCGGCGCCGAACACCUCGAGGAGGUGAUGAAGUUCCCGGAGACCUGCGGCCUGUGCGGCAAGCGCGGCGAGACGCGCAUGUGCGUGGCCCACAUCCCCCACUUCAAGGACGUCAUCAUCAUGGCCUUUAUGUGCGAGGCCUGCGGCUACAAGUCCAACGAGGUCAAGUCCGGCGGCGCCAUCGCCCCCAAGGGCUGCAAGAUCACUCUGCGCCUCACCAACGCCGACGACCUCAACCGCGACGUGCUCAAGUCCGAGACCGCCGGCCUCGAGAUCCCCGAGCUCGAGCUGGGCCUCGUCCCCGGCACCCUCGGCGGCAAGUUCAGCACCAUCGAGGGCCUCCUCACCACCAUCCGCGACGACCUCAAGAACAACCCCUUCCUGCGCGGCGACAGCGCCGCCUCCGCGGGCCGUAUGGUCUCGCUCAUCGAGGGCCUCGACGACCUUCUGGCCUUCCGAAGCGGACCCUUCACGCUGGUGCUCGACGACCCGGUGGCCAACAGUUACCUCCAGAACAUCUACGCGCCCGACGAGGACCCCAACAUGACCGUCGAGGAGUACGAACGCUCGUGGGACCAGAACGAGGAUCUCGGCCUCAACGACAUGAAGACCGAGAACUACCGGGAGGACGGAGAAGAGGACGAUGACGACAAAGGCGACAAGGAGGCCGAAGCCAAGUCGAACGAGGAAGUAAAGCCCGCUGAGACCCAGCAGCCAUGA
This is a messenger RNA of Acanthamoeba castellanii str. Neff, 1494 nucleotides long. Its product is annotated as nucleolar zincfinger protein. Gene Ontology annotation, cellular component: cytoplasm; nucleus. The transcript is spliced from 2 exons. Lineage: Eukaryota; Discosea; Longamoebia; Acanthamoebidae. The record is from RefSeq and is a predicted model, not a curated record. Gene Ontology annotation, molecular function: zinc ion binding. Bases 1 to 1494 code for a protein of 497 amino acids.